GUCGAGAUUAAAGUAAGAGUACUCUUCUUUUCUAUCUCCGCAAAGUUGAAACAAAUUCACGAGAGUUCGGAGGUCAAAGGAUUUGUUAGGAUUGAUCAUUAUUUAUCUCAAACCGGAAACUGGACGAAGUGGGAAUUUGACGCUAAUUCGUUUGAACAAGCAAUGGAUGAAGUUAAAAAGCUUGAGGCGCAUAUGUUUAAUAUUCCAAGCAUUGUUAACAGUAUGCCUUGCACAAAGCUCUUUGCCCUCCGCAUAGUGGUCACACCAAACGUUGGAGACGCGUUUAAGGUAGCUGUGUUCCUUGAACUGGAAAAGAUGUUAAACGAACUUCAAGUAAUGUCUGUAGCAUCUUCCAAGUGCCGUAUUGAUUUCGAAGUUGACAAAAUCAAACGCUCACUGAAAGACUUGAAAGACUACCAUGGAAAAAUCUUUCUUGAAAAGGCUAGAGGAAAUAAAAUAAAGUAA
Messenger RNA from Porites lobata, 465 nucleotides. Lineage: Eukaryota; Metazoa; Cnidaria; Anthozoa; Scleractinia; Poritidae. The record is from the annotation of a GenBank genome assembly.